Closterium sp. NIES-65 is the source of this 1563-nucleotide messenger RNA. Lineage: Eukaryota; Viridiplantae; Streptophyta; Zygnematophyceae; Desmidiales; Closteriaceae. The record is from the annotation of a GenBank genome assembly.
AUGGCCGAACGGGAAGGCGGGAGCGGUGGAGAUGGGCGUGGGGAAGGUUCAGAGGCAUGUGGAGGUGUGGUGGUUGCUGCUGGGGAGGGUGUUGCUGCUGGUAGUGCUCGGGUGGAUGGCAAUUUGGCUGCUUCGGCAGCUGCUGCUGCUGUCGCAGCUGCGGCAGCAGCAGGACAUGCAGCAGUCGUAGGUGUAGGGAUGGGAGGAGGGGGAAGAGGAGGGGGAGGAGGGAGAAGGGAGGGGAGUGAGACAGGGACGGCAGCUACAGGGACGGAAACAGCUGCUGCAGCAGAAGCGUUUGCGGGGCUGCAAUUUAGAGUACCAGGGGGGGGCGUGGGAGUGGGAGGAGGGGACGAUGGAACUUCUGGUUCUGAUGCUGCUGCUGCCCCUGCUGCUACUGGUUCGGAUGCCAAGGAUGCUGACCUGGAAAGGGGCCCUGCUGACGUGGCUGGCAUGGGCAACAGUGUGUCUGCCAGGGAUGCUGACGUGGACAGGAAGGGCAGUGCGCGGAAACAGGAGGGAGAGGGAGGGAAGGGAGAGGGUGUGAAGGGAGAGGCUGGGAGGGAUGGAAGUGGGAAGGAAGGAAGUAGGAAGGGAGAAGGCGGGGUGGGAGAAGGAGGGGUGGGAGAAGGUGGGGUGGGAGAAGGUGGGGUGGGAGAAGGUGGGGAGGGAAGUGAGGUCAAGGGUGAGGCGCAGGGGCAAGAGAGGGGGGGGUCAGUUGGAGGACGGAAGGAUGCAGAGAGGCGGGGUGAUGGAGGAAGGGAGGAAGGAGGGGUUAGCAAGGCAGAGGAAGGAGGAGGAAAGGAAACCGGUGGCAGUGGUAGUGGUGGUGAUGGUGGCGGUGGAGGUGGCAGCGGCAUGCUGCAUGUGUUCAGGGUGGAUCCAGCUCAUGCAAAGCUGUACUGCCAGUGCCUGUCCCUCCUGGGCAAGCUCUUUCUGGAGCACAAGCCGCGGGUGUACACCGUUGAGGGUCACACCUUCUACGAGUCUUCCCCUCCUGCCAGCCCACCACCCAAGCAUGACUCUCUAGCAGCUGGCACUGAGACGGUCGAUCCACACAGGCUCGAAGCAAAGGCAGAGGCGGCACCUAAUGCGGCUCAAAAGCUGGCCUAUGACAUGACAGCAGCCCGUCAGCAGCUUCUGGUGCCCAAGCCCCCCCUCUCUGACCUGGGCACUGUGAGUGCAUGGGGGGCUGCUGGGGUGGGUUGGGAAGUCCGAGAGUUCCUGAGUUGCCAGUCCCCACCUACCCCACUCCCCACCUUCCCCUCUCCCAACCGCCCCCACUCCCCACCCUACCUCUCCCACUUCCCCAAUCCUAACCUCCCCCACUCUCCACCUUCCCCAAUCCUAACCUCCCCCCACUCUCCACCUUCCCCAAUCCUAACCUCCCCCACACCGCUUCAGGUGGCCCUCAGAACUACUGGCUCUGGCAGCUGUUGUUGGCAGGUGCCUCAAGUAUCCCCCCUCCUCCUUCCCCUAACCCCCCCACUUCCUCCCACUGUUCUCCCCUGUACCAUGCCCACCCACCCACUCCCCCUCUCCCUUCCAGGUGGCCUUCAGUAG